Pyrgilauda ruficollis (rufous-necked snowfinch) is the source of this 7442-nucleotide messenger RNA. RefSeq names its product receptor-type tyrosine-protein phosphatase V-like. Gene Ontology annotation, molecular function: protein tyrosine phosphatase activity; cadherin binding. Gene Ontology annotation, biological process: protein dephosphorylation; angiogenesis. NCBI's taxonomy places the organism in Eukaryota, Metazoa, Chordata, Aves, Passeriformes, Passeridae. The record is from RefSeq and is a predicted model, not a curated record. The coding region runs from base 431 to 6970 and encodes 2179 amino acids. The transcript is spliced from 38 exons.
CGCCCGGCAGAGCCCCCGCCGCAGCGAGGUCCCCCGAGAGCCCGGCCAGCAGCGAGCCUCCCAUCCCAGCCGGCAGCUCUGCCCGCAGCCCGCAGCCGCUCUCCCCGGGCCAGCUGCGGAGUCACCGCAGAGGACACGGACCUGCGGCGACAACAGCAAAUGCGCCCAGCGAGAGGCAGCCGCCCCCGCUGGGUUUCUCCCAGGCUGGAGGCGAGCUCUACCCCCGCCCAGGGCCAGCGGGCCCGGCCGAGGUGCCACGCGCUGGCCAGUCCCCAUUGAUGUCAUCUUGUCACCCGCGCUCGGAAAGCAUGUGGGGACACGGCUCCUGGCUGCCGUGGGACAAGGGGCUGGCUGGGGACAGCCGCUGCUAAGAAACUGCCCCCCCCACCCCAGCUUUGUCAUUCCUCUGAUCUGCUGCCACCAGGUCCCCAUGAGGUCACUGCUGCUGCCGCUGCUGGUGCUGUGCGUGCCGCGGCUCCCAGGAACCCUGGCAGAGGGCGAGGGAUGCAACCAUACAGCACAGGCAGGGCUGGAGGGCCAGGAUGCACGUGGUGAAAGAGGCACGCUCCUGAAUGUCAGUGUGAGUGACCAUGACCGGUCAGACUCCCUCCUUCUGUCCUGGGAUGAGCCAGAGGGAGGUGCCAGGGGAUAUUUCCUUGCCCUGUCCCCCCUGGGGUCAGACAUGCUGCUGCAGAAUGGGUCUGCUGGACCCAACACCACCAGCUUCUGGUUCCAUGGGCUGACUCCUGGCACGCGCUACGAGAUCGAAGUGACAGCCACGCUGGCCUGCAUGGACACCACCAGCCAGACCAUCACAGCACAGACAAGUCCCUCACCCGUCCGCAACCUGACUCUGAGCAGCGAUGGCAGCUCCGCCUCGCUGCGCGCGGCCUGGGCACACGGGCACGGCCAGCGGGACGGCUACAGCCUGGCACUGUGGCACAGCCACUCCCAGAGCCUGGUGAAGAACGUGUCCCUCCUGCCCAGCGCCUCCACCUUCCUCUUCGACGGGCUCCUGGCUGGCAGCGAGUAUGCCCUGAAGGUCAGCACGCUGGCUGGGUCCCUGCAGGCCAGCACCAGUGCCCACCAGUGGACAGCUCCCUCCAUCCCCACCCAGCUGAGGCUCAGCCCAGGUUCCAGCACCAGCCUCGUCGCCUCCUGGGCAGGUGCUGCAGGGGCCGCCUGGCUCCACCUGGAGCUCCGCAACCUCCUCACCCAGAAGGUCAGCAUGACCCUGUCAGCCAGGAGGGGCCUCAGCAGCUACACCUUCCAGCAUCUCCACCCUGGCACUCACUACUGGCUGGGGCUCAGUGCCACAGCUGGGCCCUACACGGCCAUGGGACCCAAUGCCACUGCCUGGACAUACCCCUUGAGUCCCGACAAUGUGACCCUGAGCAGUGCAGAGGAGCAGAACUCCUUACAGGCUCGCUGGAGUGUCCCAGGGGGACAGAGGGACUUCUACCUGGUGACACUGCAGGAGGGAGAGGACAGUGCUCCAACAAGGAACAUCUCCGUUGGUGGGGACAACGAUCACGUCACCUUCCACGGGCUGAGCCCUGGCCAGCAGUACUCUGUCCAGGUGGUGGUGGUGGCAGGGCCCUACAAGGCAUCAGCACAGAGCACAGCAGCCUGGACAGAACCACAAGCACCAUCUGGCGUGAGCCUGUCCAGCCAGGGUAGCCCCCACAGCCUGCUGGCCAGCUGGGAGGAGGCCACAGGAGAGGGCUAUCUGCUGGUCCUCAGCCUUGCAGAGCACCCUGUGAAGAACAGCUCCUUGCCCAGGGGUGUCACGAGCUUCACCUACGAGGGCCUCCACCCUGGGACCCUGUACACCUUUGAGGUCAGCACUGUGGCUGGUCCCUACACAUCCUCACCCCGCUGCAUCUCCAACUGGACAUACCCUUUGCCCCCAGAGCAGCUGACCCUCAGCAAUGGGGGCCACAGCACCUCUCUGCAAGCCUCCUGGAGAGCAGUUUCCUCUGGCAACACUGGCUACACAGGGACCCUCUGGGAAACCAAGUCCAAGGAGCAGGUCAAGAAUGUGACCAUGGGGAGUGACUGGACCAAUGUCACCUUGGAGAACCUGGUCCCUGGGCGGCAGUACACGCUGGAGAUGGCUGCUAUGGCUGGGCCUUACAGAUCCCCUGUGAGAUCAGCCACUGACUGGACAUACCCCCUGGCUCCAUCCGGCGUGACGCUGACCAACACCCGGCGCCCAAUGGGGCUCUCGGCCUUCUGGGACAAGGCUGCUGGUGAUGUGGACCAGUUCCAUCUCCAGCUCUACAGCAAGAGCCAUGCAGCACAGAGGAACACCUCAGUGGGGCCAAACACCCACAACUUCACAUUCCUGGGGCUGUCCCCUGGCACUCAGUACUUCCUGAAGGUGACUGUCCUUGCUGGCCCAUACAGAUCCUCGUCACACUUUGCCACUGAGUGGACAUAUCCUCUGUCCCUGGCUAACGUGAGUGUGCAGCCUGGCCGGGAACCCCAGGAGCUGCACGUGAGCUGGGUGGAGUCCGGAGGUGGCAGAGAUCACUUGGUGCAGCUCUCAGUGGCUGAGUCCCUGUCCAUCAUCAGGAAUGUGUCUGUCCCCCGUGGAGUGACCCAGCUGGACCUGGAGGGACUGGUGCCAGGCUCCCGGUACCGCGUGGAGAUCAUUUCCCAGGCUGGGCCUCAUCGCAUCUCCUCUCAGACUGCCAUCGGCUACACUGUCCCGCUGCCUCCUCGUUCCCUGUCUGCCAGCCCUGUCAGCAUGGCCCGGGCUCUGGCUGUGCACUGGGAGGCUUCUCCUGGGCAGAGGGAUGGAUACCUGCUCAGCGUGCUCCAGGAGGGCUCUUCUGCACAGCCAAGGAACCUGGAAGCAGGGAAGGACAGCACCAAUGUCACUGUGCCACAGCUGGAACCAGGAACAUGCUACCUUGUUAGGAUCUGGGCAGUGGCUGGGCCCUACCGCUCCCUCCCCGAGAACAUCACCGGCUGCACAGUUCCUGCUGCACCAACAAACCUGAGCCUUACCAACCCAGGUAGCUCCUCAGAGCUUUACACAUCCUGGAAUGAGCCCCCUGGCAGGAGGGAUCACUACCAUGUUACUCUGUAUAGCCUCAGCACCCAGAGCAGGAUUCAGGUCCAGACCUUGAGUCCAGAUGCUCUGAACAUCACCUGGACUCACCUGGAAGCAGGCAGCAAGUUUGCUGUGCAGGUUACUGCUGUGAAAGGCUCCUUAGAAGCCUCUUCCAUCAACGUCACCCAAUGGACAUAUCCCUUGGCCCCUGUGAACCUCACCCUGAGCAGCCCCUCAGGCUCAGCUCUGGUGGUGUCCUGGGCAGUGCUGGGCCGAGGGGCAGAAGGCUUCGUGGUGGAUGCCCGUGACACAGUGUCUGGCACUCCCGUGGGGCACACGUUGCUGCCUGGGCAUGCCAGGAGUCACAUCCUGAGGAGCCUGAGCCCUGGCACCCAAUACAGUGUGGCAGUGAGUGCCACAGCUGGGCCCUUCCAUGCCAGCACCCCCAACCUCACCCACUGCACACGCCCGCUGCCCCCGGCCGCCGUGCGCCUGCUGAGCACGGGGCACCCCGACAGGCUGAGCGUGGCCUGGGGGGCUGCAGCUGGGGGCAGGGAUGGAUACACACUGACCCUGUACCGCGCACCUCUGGGCACUGUGGCAGCCACAGCCUCGCUUGGGAGAGACACCCACAACUUCACCUUCACGGGGCUGGCCCCAGGGAGCAAAUACCUGCUGGAGGUGGCAUCUGUGGCUGGUUCCUUCAGGGCACCUGCAGGGAACGUCAGCAACUGGACAUACCCCUUGGCACCCCGUAACGUGUACAUGACGAACCAGGGCUACCCCAGCAGGCUGAGUGCAUCCUGGCGAGCUGAGCCCCAAGGACAAGACAGUUACAGGCUCCUCCUCUAUCACUCGGGCUCUGGCAUUGUGGCAGCCAAUGUUUCUGUUGGGAAAGGCACCAGCAAAUUCACCUUUUCUGGCCUGGCUCCAGGACACAAAUACCUGCUGGAAGUGGUGUCCAUGGCAGGGCCCUAUGCAGCCUCGGCAGGGAACAUCAGUGACUGGACAACCCCCUCAGUUCCCCAGAAUCUCUCGGCGGUGGCUGAAGGGAACAACACCAUGCUGAUCUCCUGGGGCAGCAUCUCUGGCCAGCAGGACGACUGCCAGCUGUGGCUGCGGGACCCCCGGAACAGCUCGCUGCCCUGGAGGCACUCCCUGGGCAGAGGACAAGUCCAGCACCUCCUCCAGGGGCUCAUCCCAGGCAGGAACUACUCAGUGUCCUUGAGCUGCGUGGCUGGGCCCUACUGGAGCAGCACCAAGCCCUUGGCAGUGCCCGUGGAGCCAAAUCCAGUGAGGGAUGUGCAGUGCCUACCAGAGUCGAGGAGCCUUUACUUGAACUGGACAAGCUCUCCUGGCGAUGUGGAGGCUUAUGAGGUGGUGACAGAGAGACUUUCUGAAGGACCCCCCAACUCCAGGCUUACCAUGAGCAUCCCUUCAAGCGAGGCCAGUCUGGAGGGGCUGGAGCCAAACUCCUCCUACCAAAUCCUUGUGAGCACCGUGGGCAUGAACGCACUGAGGAGCCAGGCUGUGACUCUGCUCUGCAGCACAGCAGUGGAGCCCCUGCCCCCGCCCCUGCGUGCAGACGUGUUCCCAGUGGAGGCCAGCUCCACGGUCAUCAUUUCACCCGAGCUCUUCAGUGAGGAGAACGGCCAGAUCGAGUACUACGGAGUCAUUGCUACCACCAACGAGUCACUGCUGAGGCCCACCCAGGAGAUCAUGUCCAGCACAUGGUACGACCACUACUAUGGGACAGAGGACUCCUACCUGGCAGUGCUCAUUCCCAACCCCUUCCACCAGAGGAGCUCCCCCGACACCUGGAGGGUGCCUGUGGGGACAGAGGAGUGUGGCCAGUCCAGGGCCACCUGCAAUGGGAAGCUGAAAGCCAACGAGCAGUACAGGUUCAGCAUUGCUGCCUUCACCAAAUAUGACCCAGUAGCCCCUGCUGUGACAUUCACCAUGUUCUCAGCUGCUGGAUCCAGUGCAGACACAGCUCCACUCUCAAUGCCAAUAAUCGCUGGAAUCAUUGUGGGAUUUCUUCUGACACUUGCAGCUGUUUUUGCUUUGGUUUACUGGAAACAGCUCAAGGCAAAGAGAACCAAGAAGAGCAGCCCACCCCAGGAGAUGGUGACCUACAGCCUGAGAAACGUCCACCGGCCAGUUCCCCUGCAGAGCUUCAGGCAGUACUAUGAGAUGAAGACAGCAAAUGCUAACCAGGCUUUUUUCCAGGAGUUUGAGGAGCUGAAGGAAGUUGGGAAGGAGCAGUCGAAGGUGGAGGCUGAGCUGCCAGCAAAUGUCUCCAAGAACAGAUAUCCCCAUGUGCUGCCCUAUGAUCACUCUCGGGUCAAGCUGAGCCAGCUGGGGGAGGAUCCACACUCAGACUACAUCAAUGCCAACUUCAUGCCUGGCUACACAUCCCAGCAGGAGUUCAUUGCCACCCAGGGGCCCCUAAAGAAAACCAUAGAGGAUUUCUGGAGGCUGGUGUGGGAGCAGAAUGUCUGCAAUAUCAUCAUGCUGACAGUGUGCAUGGAGAACGGGCGGGUGCUCUGUGACCAUUACUGGCCAUCAGAAUCUGCCCCGAUGUCCUAUGGGCAGGUGAGGGUCCACCUGCUGAUGCAGAGCAGCUCUGAGGAGUGGACAGUACGGGAGUUCAAGCUGUGGCAUGAGGGUCUGCAGGCAGAGCGCUUCGUGUCCCACCUGCACUACACAGCAUGGCCCGACCACGGCAUCCCCGAGUCCACCACUUCCAUCAUGACCUUCAGGGAGCUGGUCCAGGAGCACAUCCAGAGCACCAAGGAUGCAGGGCCGACCCUCGUGCACUGCAGUGCUGGCGUGGGCCGCACGGGCACCUUCAUUGCCCUGGACCGGCUGCUGCAGCAGAUGAAGCAGGAGAAGGCCGUGGACAUCUUUGGUGUUGUGUACACCUUGAGGAUGAACCGGUACCUGAUGAUUCAGACACUGUCCCAGUACAUUUUCCUGCACAGCUGCAUUCUGGACAAGAUCUUGGAGGAGCCUCUCCUGGAUUUAUCAGGGACACAGAGGUCCUGCCCCAUCCCACUGAAGAGCUUUGCCCAGCACUAUGCCCAGAAGGCAGCCAAGUCCCACAUGGGCUUCCUGAGGGAAUAUGAGGCUCUCCUGGAGGUUGUCAAGGAAGAAGCCAGCUCUGCAUCACCAUCUUCAGGCAGCCAGCAGGCACGGCCCUCCUCCAGCAUCCUGCCCUAUGAUCGCUCCAGGGUGAAGUUCUCCCUGCUGGAGCAGGGCCCUCUCUCAGGGCUGCUGCAGGUCUGGCGUGUCCCGGGCUGCAGCUCCAGCAGGGACUACCUGGCUGUCCAUGGCCCUGACAAGGUGACCAUGGAGGACUUCUGGACCCUGGUGUGGGAGCAGGAUGUUCACACAAUCCUCACGCUUCUGCCAUGGCAGGAAAAGGGGGAGGUCCCAGGUGAGGUGUGCUGGCCCCUGGAAGGAGAUUCUCUCUGCACGAGGACACUGACCAUCCAGUGUGACACAGAGAAGUUUGUCUCAGGAUGGAGAUGUACCCAGCUCAAACUGAAACACGAGAAGAAGGCAAAGGAGAGGCAGGUUCAGAGGUUCCUGUACACCCUCUGGAGCAGCAGGAAGCAGCCUGAUGUGCAGAGCCUGGUGGAGCUGCUGGGGGCUGUCAGGCGGGGCACACCCCCCCGCAGGAGAGGGGGUCCUGUCCUGCUGCACUGCAGUGGUGACUUGAGCCAGAUGGGGACCCUGAUCUCCCUGGAUUGCCUGUUGCACCAGAUGAAAGCUGAGAGAACCGUGGACAUCUACGGCGUGACCCUCCAGCUGGCCAGAAGCUGCUGCCUCAUGACCCCAACUCUGGACCAGUACGUGCUCCUGUACACCUGCAUCCAGGACAUCAUCACUCAGAACCAGCCCUAACCCACCUGGCCCUUCUGGCACCUUCUGCCUGCCCCUGCAGGGCCCUGUGCAGGGCUGGGGGCUGGUGGGGGCACCGUGGGACUCCUGGGUCAGAGGGAGCCCUGCAGGAGCAGUGACCUCCCUGGGCAGUGUCCCCAGCAUGUGCCAGCUGUGACUGGGGGUGUCCUGGACACACAGACAGCGUCCUGCCACGCACCACUGCAGCCUGUCAGUGCACACACCGGGAGGGGCUGGGCAGGAUCCUCUCCUCUUCUGGAGAUCUCUGAGAUUUCUGGUGCCUGGAGGGCUCUCUGCCCCCUCAGUACACACUGCGGGGCUCUGUGGUGCCUCUGAGCCCAGCAGAGCGUGGAGCACUGUGGUCUGCAGUGCCCCUGGGCUCUCUGUGUGCAGCUCUCAGCUGUGCUGUGGGCAGAGAUCUGGGGGAGCUGCCUUGUCUCAGCUGGAAUGGUUUUAGGUACAAACAAUAAAGAGC